Molecule: messenger RNA, 519 nt
Organism: Bipolaris maydis ATCC 48331
Lineage: Eukaryota; Fungi; Ascomycota; Dothideomycetes; Pleosporales; Pleosporaceae
Source: RefSeq, a predicted model, not a curated record
AUGCUCGCCCUCAAGCUCGUCCUCAUAGCUGCGACCAGUGUACUCGGAGUCGCUGUCCCAGAACCAACACCAGCAGCCCAGCAAUCCGCUACUUGCACAAAAGACAAUGAAAUUCUUAAUUCCCUGAAGAAACUCGGCGUAUCAGGCACAAAUUUCUGCCGCGAAUAUGUCAACCCACCCACAACGAGCACCGUAACAGCGACUAUCACACCUAGCCCCGUGACAACCACUACCACCGCCGUAGUCACAAUAACAAGCACCCAAUGCGGCCAGCAAAAGCGCGCCGCAUUCCCCCCACCCAAGCACUUUGAAGUCGAAACCUUUGCACAAGGCACCCGCAUCAAGGCCGACAAGCGCACAAACAUCCCCUUCCAAAUCGCGCGUUUCCCUCCUGCAAAGAUCGCAGAUGCGUGUCGCUGUCUCUGCCUGAAACCAAAAUUGCCUCCUACGACUACCAUUACUACUAUUACGACGUUUGCCCCUGCACCGUGUCACUACCACUGCAACUGCUUGCGUUGA